AUGCAUAUCCUAGUUGUCAACGACGACGGUCCUCCGUCGAACCAGUCGUCGCCCUAUGUCCAUUCCCUCAUCCACUCCCUACAGUCCGCUGGACAUACGGUUUCGGUUGUUCUUCCUCAUAAGCAGCGAUCAUGGAUCGGUAAAGCGCACAUCGUCGGCGCAUCCGUGAAACCAAGUUACUUCCGACCCGGAACCCUCCACAAAGAUGACGGCUCGAUACACUCUCUUCCACGAGGGAGCAACGGGGAGGCGGACGACGAAGAUGGCGACGAGUGGAUUCUUAUCGAUUCUACCCCGGCCAGUUGUGUCCAGAUUGGACUCUACCACUACUUUCAGGACCGUGGGCCAGUUGACCUGGUCGUCUCGGGCCCCAACUACGGUCGCAACACAACUGCGCUGUUUGCAUUAUCCAGCGGCACUAUCGGUGCCGCUAUGGAGGGUGCCAUAUGCGGGAAACGCUCGAUUGCGCUUUCAUAUGCCUUCAGCUCGCGAAAUCAUGAUCCGGUGAUUAUCGCGGAGGCAUCGCAACAUUCAGUCCGAUUGAUUGAAUACCUUUACAAGAACUGGGCGGAAGGUGUGGGCCUCUACAGUAUCAACGUGCCUCUGGAGCCUGGUGUCAGCAAUAACAGAGUGCUAUAUACGGACAUGCUUGAGAAUCGGUGGCGGUCUGGUAGUUGUUUUGAGGCUGUUGAUGCUGCGUUGUCUGGGGAGUCCCCUAAUAUGCAGGAACAGAUGCUGCGGGAUCAGGGUGAGACGCUAGGCACAGAGUCAUCAUUAGCUGAGAAGAAUGGAGUUACGAAAUCCAGGUUCCAGCAUAAACACUUUAAGUGGGCUCCUAAAUUCGCUGAUGUAUAUCGAAGUGUCGAAGAGAGUGAGCCCGGGAAUGAUGGUUGGGUCGUUAAGGAGGGAAUGACCAGUGUUACUCCUCUCAAGACCAACUUUAUGCACACACCCGGUAUCCAAGGGGAGAUUAAGCUAUCGGGUAGUGAACCUGCAUUAUAUUCAAUUGUCGACUGCGACACCCCCUAUGUUCAGGGUGUAGUCGAGCAGGCACUGAAGCGUCGCCUCGAAGGGAUCCAUUAUAAGCCAAUACUUGCUUUGUCAGAACUCCCGGAUUCUUCACUGCCAGUUUUCCAAUAUCGCGAAUACGAACGCCUGGAUUUCGAACAUAUCCUCUCUCAUCCUUCGACGUCUCUUGCAAAUGCUUAUAUUAUCCGCAAAGCUCUUAUUCGGAAACAUUAUCUCUCUAAUACAGUAGCCAGUUGGGUUUCGAAGCACCCAGACAGCGUUCUGCGGAGCCAUUUUAAACCCGCGGUUGACUUUGAACUGGACUAUGCUGAAUUCCUCGACGACGCACUGUUGGAGGCGUACGAACUGCGCGAAAGCUUGGAAAAGAAUGAAGAAAGGUCCGACUCUGAAAAGGAGUGGUGGAUUCUCAAACCGGGAAUGAGUGAUCGGGGUCAAGGCAUACGCCUCUUCAGCAGUGAGGACCAGCUGCGUGAAAUAUUCGAGGAAUGGGAGAUGGACGAGCCUGAUGACGAGAGCGGGUCUGAACGGGUUGAUGAUGACGCUGCUGUGGAUAAUAAACAUGGGGUAAUCGUCUCCCAGUUACGCCACUUCAUUGCCCAACCGUAUAUCGAUCCCCCUCUUGUUCUUCCGUCUUCGAACGGCCGAAAGUUUCACAUCCGGACGUACGUUCUUGCCGUCGGCGCUUUGAAGGUAUAUGUUUUCAAAGAAAUGCUGGCCCUUUUUGCUGCAAAACCCUAUUGUCCACCAUCAGAGGAAGAUGACGAUGUAAAAGAUCUCGCCAGGCACCUCACCAAUACCUGUUUUCAGGAAGGUGGGAGCGCCAACGAAGGCAGUGUCAGGCGUUUUUGGAAGCUGGACCACCAUGUCCCUGGCCUGAAACCAGACUGGAAAGAAAACAUCUUUGAUCAGAUCUGUGCCGUGACGGGGGAAGUCUUCGAGGCCGCCUCUCGAGGUAUGAUGGUUCAUUUCCAGGCAAUUCCCAACGUAUUUGAGCUCUUCGGGUUGGACUUCUUGGUAGACAAGUCUGGAACAGCGUGGCUUCUUGAGGUUAACGCGUUCCCGGACUUUGCACAAACGGGAGAGGAGCUUAAGGAGGUCGUUAUCGGAAAGUUGUUUGAGGAAUCAGUUGAUGUUGCAGUUAAACCGUUCUUCGGCAUGGAUGGGAAAGUCGGGGGCAGCGAGGAUAUGAGACUCGUUGCCGAUAUCAAUCUUGGUCGAAGCGCCUAG
This is a messenger RNA of Monascus purpureus, 2256 nucleotides long. NCBI's taxonomy places the organism in Eukaryota, Fungi, Ascomycota, Eurotiomycetes, Eurotiales, Aspergillaceae. The record is from the annotation of a GenBank genome assembly.